Messenger RNA from Psilocybe cubensis, 666 nucleotides. RefSeq lists its product as uncharacterized. The record is from RefSeq and is a predicted model, not a curated record. The transcript has 5 exons. NCBI's taxonomy places the organism in Eukaryota, Fungi, Basidiomycota, Agaricomycetes, Agaricales, Agrocybaceae. Bases 1 to 666 code for a protein of 221 amino acids.
AUGCUCCUACCAGAGUCUACCCUCUUCUUCCUCUGCGAUGUCCAGACCAAAUUCAAGCCAGCUAUACAUGGCUAUCAGCAUGUUGUCGCCACCGCAGGCAAGAUGAUCACCCUUGCAACAUUGCUCGAAAUUCCCGUCAUAUGUACUACCCAGAACGCCAAAGCGCUCGGUCCUACAGAUCCCGCCAUCGACCUCCAGUCUCUCGGGCCUCUUUUGCUCGGCACCUUUGACAAGACUCUCUUUUCUAUGGUCGUCCCAGAGGUUCAGGACAUCUUAGCGUCGCGUCAGGUCUCAUCUAUCGUCAUCUUCGGCAUCGAAUCCCACGUUUGUGUUCUCCAGACGGUCCUGUCUCUUCUCUCCCUUGGAAAAUAUACCGUAUACAUCGUCGCCGAUGGCGUAUCGUCUUGCAACUCUUUCGAGGUUCCCAUAGCACUCGACCGCAUGCGCACAGAAGGUGCCAAAAUAGGCACCAGUGAAAGCAUUGCUUUCCAGCUCAUGCGCGAUGCUUCAUCGCCCAAGUUUAAAGCCUUCAGCAAAUUCAUCAAAGAAGUCAAAGAAUCUACUAAAGUUUCAGGCACAGCCCUCCUGCAAGGACGUGUCUCACCGAGCCCUAGUCGGGAUGCAGAAGUCGCCAGCGGUGGAGUCGUUAUCAAGAGUGCUAUGUAG